AUGCAGCUUAACACAGAAACGAGCAGCCUGCAGGAGCCUGCCAAGCAGCCAGGAUUUGAAGUCCUCGUUGGUCUUGCCGAGGCCUCAAAGGCCAUCAUCAUGUUGUCGAAGUUCUAUCGAAUCUCCGACGUGGCAGAUGGCAACGAUAUUGUCGAAGGUUUGAAGAGAAUUAACGACGUUCAAAUCCUCCGAAAUCUGAGAUGCUGGGUUAAGGAUGAAGUGGCAUAG
This is a messenger RNA of Colletotrichum orchidophilum, 228 nucleotides long. RefSeq lists its product as uncharacterized. The record is from RefSeq and is a predicted model, not a curated record. NCBI's taxonomy places the organism in Eukaryota, Fungi, Ascomycota, Sordariomycetes, Glomerellales, Glomerellaceae. Bases 1 to 228 code for a protein of 75 amino acids. The transcript is spliced from 2 exons.